Papaver somniferum (opium poppy) is the source of this 1348-nucleotide messenger RNA. RefSeq lists its product as uncharacterized. Gene Ontology annotation, cellular component: cytoplasm. The transcript is spliced from 6 exons. The record is from RefSeq and is a predicted model, not a curated record. Gene Ontology annotation, molecular function: isomerase activity. The coding region runs from base 1 to 978 and encodes 325 amino acids. Lineage: Eukaryota; Viridiplantae; Streptophyta; Magnoliopsida; Ranunculales; Papaveraceae. Gene Ontology annotation, biological process: biosynthetic process.
AUGUCAACUGCAGAUAGAGCCUCGACCCAACGUCCUAGUUCUCAUUCAGUUGAUCCACAAAUGAAAAUCAUGGCAAAGAACCCUAUCAAAUAUGCUCUGGUGGAUGCAUUCACUGAGAAACCAUUUAAAGGCAACCCAGCAGCCGUGUGUAUGUUAGAAGAUGAAGAUAAAAGAGACGACGGGUGGUUCAUAAGAGUUGCUGCAGAAUUCAAUGCCCCAAUAACAUGCUUCUUGACUCCAAUUCGUCACGACAAUGAUGCUUAUAACGAUAGUGAAUCCGACCAUUGUUUCAACAUUAGGUGGUUCACUAGUAUUGUAGAGGUUAACCUUUGUGGUCAUGGAACCUUGGCUGCUGCAGAAUAUCUGUUUACAUGUGGUUUGGUGAAAUCAGAGAAAAUCGAAUUUGUAACACCAUCCGGAAUAAACCUGACUGUAAAGAAGAUUCCUUCCUGCAGAAACGAGGACACAUUGGGUAUAUCAAAGGUUUUGAAUAAUGGCUAUAAUGGGGUAGAGUAUCCACUUGAUGCUCAUAGUGACCAAGAAGACUUCUCCAUUGAAAUGGACUUCCCUAUAAAUGCGCUACACGAAUGCGAUCCCGAGGAUAUACCUAACAUACCACUUACUCUUAGUGGGGUUUCUGUUCUCAAUGUAAAGAAAACAGUUCCUCUUGGUGAUGUACUUAUUGAGGUAUCAUCGGGACAGAGUGUUAUAGACUUGAAACCAAAUUUUAAUGAGCUACAAGAGCGGAAGGGCCGUGAAAGGGCAAUUUGCAUAACAGGGAAAGCUCCUGAAGGAUCAGGUUUCGAUUUCGUCUCUCGUGUAUUUGCUCCAACAAUAGGUGUCCUUGAGGAUCAAGCAUGUGGGAGCUGUCAUUGUGCCUUGACACCUUACUGGGGUAAAAAGCUGGGAAAAACUGAUCUACGUUCUUACAUGGCUUCUCCAAGAGGAGGUGUGUUUGAUCUCCAUUUGGAUGAAUAAAAUGAAAGGGUGAAGAUUAGAGGAAAAGCUUUUACUGUCAUGCAAGGUUCUCUAUUUUCUCAAUAAACAGUGUUGAGCAUUCAUGAUCACUUAUAAUCGAGAUGUUACAAUAUGUCACGCUUGCACGAUAUAAAGUGUUAUGAGUCUAAGUUUGUCUUUUGAUCUUGAUUUCUCGUCCAGAUAGUAUAAUAUGGUUUUACCGCAACAUAGGAUUGGUUAUGUUGUUAUCUAUGAGCUUGUAAGUUUUUGAGCUUCUUUUUGAUUCUUGAUCUUCUGGGGUCAGUUUAUUUAUUUGCUCCUUGAGCUUCUCUUUCGUUUAUUUCUGGAUCUCUGAUAAGCUCUUUUAAUAUAUUUUUACCUAUGUCGGCUA